Aegilops tauschii subsp. strangulata is the source of this 516-nucleotide messenger RNA. RefSeq lists its product as uncharacterized. The record is from RefSeq and is a predicted model, not a curated record. NCBI's taxonomy places the organism in Eukaryota, Viridiplantae, Streptophyta, Magnoliopsida, Poales, Poaceae.
AUGGCGGCCACCUCCUCCACCUCCUACUUCCCCUCGCAGUCGCAGCUGCCGGCGUCCAGCGCCACCGCUACAACCAGCAUCAGCAACGGCCGGCAGCCGCGGAGGCAUCGGACGGGCAGCUGCGUCAUGCUCGAGGCGGCCUCCGGUGGCGGCGCGGUGGGGAGGAGGACCAGGAGCCUCAUGGAGGAGGACCUUGAGGAGCUCAAGGGUUGCCUCGACCUCGGCUUCGGCUUCUCUUACCAUGAGAUCCCGGACCUUUGCGGGAUGCUCCCUGGUCUGGAGCUCUGCUACUCCAUGACGCGGAGGUUCCUCGACGAGCAGAGGACGGUGGUCGGGCAGCUGGAGCCCUCCGCGGUGGCGCCGCCGCCCAUCCCGGACUGGAAGAUCUCCAGCCCUGGUGAUCAUCCCGACGAGGUUAAAGCUCGGCUCAAGUAUUGGGCACAGACAGUGGCAUGCACAGUCAAACUCUGCACCUAGUGGAGGUCGGGACUUGGGAGUUUGCGAGUUCAUCCCAUG